Molecule: messenger RNA, 10253 nt
Organism: Motacilla alba alba
Lineage: Eukaryota; Metazoa; Chordata; Aves; Passeriformes; Motacillidae
Gene: PJVK
Product: pejvakin
Exons: 6
Coding region: 6974-8047 (357 amino acids)
Biological process (GO): programmed cell death
Cellular component (GO): cytoplasm
Source: RefSeq, a predicted model, not a curated record
UAGUUAGAUCAAUUGAUUAUUAAUCAUAUAAUUUUUAAUAUAUAUUUUACAGAUUGAUUUUGAAGAGGUGCGUGAUAGUGGUAGUGGUAGCAAAAGCACUGAAAUGGUGGCUUUUCCUUUCUAACUUUUUUUCACUGCAGGAAUAUUUUUAUAAUUUUUUUUUCCCAUGUGAUUCUCUGUCUCUGUGCAGUUUCUUUACAUGUGUCAGGAACUACCAACUGCAGUCUCAAAGAAUAUAAUUCUCUUUUUGGCAGUUCCUAGUUAUAUUUUCAUACUGCAGCUGAUAAGGGCCUCUUUUUUUUUCAUUUCAGCUUGUUAUUUGUGAUUAAAGGGAGCUUGCAGUAUGCUUCUCAAGUUUUGAGAGAGGGUGUAGAAAAAAUUGUUCCUGGUGUUCUCUAAUAGAUUUGAAAUAAGUGGAAAUGAAAGAAAAAAAAAUUACUUGACACCCACCCUGUCUGGCCUCUUGGAAAAAGAACAGUAUGUGGGAUUUUGAGAUUUUUCCAUUAUGUGUUCUUGUCAGCUGUUCAGCCCUUAAAAUGAAAGCAUAAUGAAAAAUAAGAAUUUGGUUGGGAGGAGAAAUUAAGGUUUUUGUUAUUUCUUGGCACUGUAAAAAGAACAAGUGUUCAAACAGUCUGGAAUGCUGCCUAAGUGGAAGCAAUUGCAAAGGAAGGGAAAAGGCUUUUUUUCAUGAAUGGCAGCGCUUUCUGUCUUGUGUCAGAGAACACAUCUUGUCCAAACCUGUGCUCUGUGGGAAGGGGCACACUAGGAGCUUUUUCCCUGUUAAACCAUUCCACGAGGGAAACUCAGCUCUGCUUUCACCUUUGUCCAGUUGAGAUCUGUCCUUUAGCUCCGAGUGCUUUGGAUGACUGUGACUCAGCAGAACUACUGUGCAUGAGUGAAAUGUGAAAGGUUUUAUGUCAUUACUUAUUACUUAAUGGAUAAAAAAAUCAACACGGCAAACCUUUGUGAAUAGAGCACCAGAGGCCUGAGAAGCAGCACAAGCAACCUGACACCUAAUUUAGCAUCAAAACUAUUACUUGAAGUCUGAAAGUAAAUUAGAUGUUUAGGUUUAAUCUAAGCAGGAGCCAGGUGAUGCUUCUUCAUAACCACAAACAUGUAGGCGCUGUGGUGUGGUGAAGUGAGACAGUGUGGGAAGCUAUUGACAGGAUUUCAUCCUGACUCAGCUAAAGGAGUUGCCCACAGAAAGCUGUUCCAAGUUUCACUGCUGGUAUGAAAAUCUGUUCUGAUAUGAUGAUGCAUUGCAUUUUUGCACAGCAACAUACCAAGCCGCUUGGUUCUUCAAGUCCUCGUGAUCUUACUAAAUAUUUAAGUUGGUCUAAAUGUUAAAAAACCACUGCACUUCAACAUGGAAAAUUAUUUUUCAGGUAAGUAAUUAUUACUAAGUCAGGUUAAAAGAAACUAAACUAAAAUAUCAUUCAAACCCUGAGUACCAGGGGCUAGCUGAGGAGGUACUCUAUUUUGAUUGAGUAGCAAGUCUAAUUUUACUCAAGGGCAGCAAAUAAAAGGUCUUAUAUUUAGACUGUAGUUUUUAUUUCUGAGAGCUGUGUCUAAGAUUUAACUUAAAGUAGAUAAAGAGACAGGUUAGAUCGUAUAUCCCAUAUCUAUAUCCCAAGUGCAUAUUAGUAGUAGUACAUUAAAAAAAUUCAGAAGAAAUAAAAGGUGUGCAUAAAUGCCUGUUACAGACAUGAAUCUGUUGUGAAGAUGUUUUUUGCCUGUGAUGAGACUACAUUAGAUUAUGUUUGUAAUUACAAGGAUAAGUUCCAAAGCAAAACCAAAUAUGUAGUUGCUUUUCUCACUGACGAGUGGCUGGCUACAUUUCCUUUGGUAAAGAAAAUAAACUAAUUACUAACUCAAAUUUCACAACCCCCCUAGGCUUCUUGAGCAGGUUUUUUGACAAGUCAGUGGAGAAAAAAAAUAUAAGUAAAUAUUCUCAAAAGGUUACUUGUUGGACUGUAGGUGGACUAUGAAUUCUGGUAAGGAUGUUGGGUUAUUUCUUUGAACUGAUAAAAUUUAAGGUGCUAAUUGUCUUUUAAGUUCCUCUUUAAGUAAGUUAUUUCUGAGGGCCUUGCAUUACUUGUAGCAGUCAAAGAAAUUCAAGAGCACAAGAGCACAUCCAUUCUUUAGUUCUAGUUCAAGAGCUGACUUCACUUACAUGCUGAUCAACUGACCUAGAAUAACAGUAUCAGGAUAUUUUUCAUGUUUGGUGACAAGAAUUUUUUAUGUCACCUGGCUGUUAGAAUGUUUAGUAUCUGGAAACUGCUUAAAUUUAUUACUCUAUGCCUACAGGCAUGAAAAAAAUUAAUUAGGGAACUAGAUGAAGAUAUAUUCUUGUCUUGAGAGAAUGAAAAGAAACAGGCUGAAUAAACAUAGAAGUGAUUAUGAAAGAGGAAGCUGAAUUCUUGCAUGCUCUACAAACACUGAUUUAAUUUUGUCUGUUUAUAAAUACUCUGUAUGCAAAGAUCUGAGAGUGCUUUGUAAUGGUAAUAAUCAGCUCUUGCAGUACCCUUCCCUGAGAAGUGACACAUUAGCACAGCCACAUGCAGUAAGUUUCAUAGACAGAGGUUAAUUGCCCAGUAUCACAGAACAGCUAGUGUCAAUGCCAAAAAUAAAAGCAGUUCUGCUGCUCAGUUUAAAACAUAAGGAGAAGCAGCAAGGCACAAGAUGUCUGUGACUGAAGGAAAUUUUAUAUAGAUGUAACUCUACCAGCACCCAUCAGACAGCUUAGCAUGGACUAUGUGAGUUAUAACAUAGCAGACAAAUCCUUUUUUUGGUAAAUUUUCUUCAGAUAUAGUGGCACAGCAGCAUCUACAGUUCAACAUCCUCAUACAGGUGGGUGAGCAAGCCCACAAAGCUGUCCUUUCACACAGGCACACCUACUAACAGAUGCUGGUUAAAAAAGAUUUAGCCAUUUGGGCAGCAUCCUUCAAAGGAAAGGAAGCAUUAAACAGUUUACUUUAGGUCACACUGGCUUGUUUUUUCCCAGAUUUGUCUUCACAAGCUAAUAAUGCUGAAAGUAGCUUUGUUGUAUACAGUAAUGUUUAUGUAACAUUUGAAAGCUGGAAGAUGAAGGGAGAAAUCUUAAGUGUUAACUGGCUGAAUAAACUGAGCUGGUAUUGAAAAGAUUAAACCCAAAAAUUGCACCAUAUUAUGCAAAUUUGUUUAAUUAGGUAAUUUGUUUAAUAUCUUCUUAAUGAGCAAAAAGAUGCUGUCAGUUGCCAGACUGAUAGCUGAAGGAUGUGCCUGCUUCUCACAGGUGGUAAGUGUAAAUGCAAACAUACUAUCUCAGCAUAUCUGUCCCUGGAGGACUUCUUUUGCAUUCCUUUUUAGUAAAGGCUUCACAGUUAACACAUCCAUCUCUCCACUGAAAAUAUUGCCAUUAAUACUGGGGCAAUUACAAAGAGGAAAAAACUGGGAUAUUUCACGCACUCCAAAAAUGGACACGUAAAACAUAGAUCAAGUAAUCUGUAUGUCCGUGAACAAAGGUCUGGAACCUGAAAGGUAAGUCUGUGGAAGAGCAUAUAAAGCAAUCACCAGAAUUAGUAUUCCAGGAGCUCUAAAGUUGUGUAAGUCAUGGUGUUAACUGGCUGGUUUUGCUCAUACAUGAGAAUUGCUAGACAAAUGCCACCUCAAAAAAAAAACCAAAUACCAAAAAAGAAGUCAAGUGCCAUUAAACCCACUCAGGUUGUUGGAAAAACCCAAAAAGUGUGUAUGUAAUUAGAACCAUGUUAUACCCCAUAAAAUGGUUUGGUUUUUUUUGUUACCUCCUGAAAUAUAACAGUCUAUAUUGCUCAGAUCCUGUGUUUCUAGGGAAAUACUCAUGCCAUAUGCUGGAAAGUUACAGAAUUUUUUGAGUAAUUUUUUCAGUAGCAUUUUCUUUUGCUGUUUUUUAUAUAAUAAAUUCUUGUACUUAUUCUUCUGCAGAGAUCUGCAGGUAAAUGUAGUACAGUUCAAAUGUACUUGAAGUGUACAUGAUACACUCCAGUUGCCAGGAGAUCUGGCAACUGAUGGCAUCCUUUUGUACACUAAGAAGAUAUUAAACAAAUUACCAGCAUAAUUUGGUGUAGAUUGUGGGUUUAAUCCUUUCAAGUGAAACAUCAACUGAGUUUAUCCAGUUAGUUAACACUUAAGAUUUCUUUUCUCCCUUCAACUGACUGCUUAAUCAUGCUAAUCUUAUGAUAUGGUUGACUGUGACAAGAAAUAAAUUUAAGUCAGAUCAGUUCAAGAGGAUUACAGAUGGUUUAAGAUUUCUGGAUUGAAAAUAAUGAGAUAAUUCCACAUUUUCAGUUCCUUGGACAAAUCUCUAGUUUACACUACCUUAGAUCACAUUAUAAAUGCCUCUUUAGACUAUAAUUACAGGUGACCAACAUUCUUGCAAGGGGAAUAAUGUUGGAUAGCUAUCUAAUAUUAAACCAAAAAUCAUUAUGGAAUUAACUUUUAACUACACAAAACCUUUGGCAUCUUCCAACAUCAUGCAGAGAGCAGGAUUGUCCUCUGAGUUUUACUCUUAAAAAAUCUCCAUGUUCAUAUUAAUAGCAUAUAAGGAAAAAAUACAGUAUUUAGGCAUAAAAUAUUCUUAACUAUAUAUAGCUAAUACUUGCUAUGUUACUACUCCAUGGCUAACACCCACUCCGAAAAAACAGAACUCAUCUUGCAUAGGAAAUAAACUAUCUUGCUGUUCCCUCCAGGGGAAGGUAAUCAGGCUAGAAAAGUCCCCUUGCUCUUCUGUGGAGGGCUGUGCAGAGGGGAGCCUUGUCAGUGCCUUUGUGUGGCUCUGUGCUGAGGGGAAUGGAACAUUACAGCCCAGGGAGCAAAUGUGAGCGAGGACUUUCAUCUGCACAACUUGGCAAGACCAGGCAAGAUUUUUUUACUCCAGUGGUGACUCAGGCCUAACUUAUGCACUCGGAAAUUAAAUGUUUUUCAUUUAUUGGUUGCCCAAAAUGAGAGCACGCCAGGUCUGCAGAAAUGCUGGAAGUUCAUAAGUACACUGGUGUGCCAAGUACAAAAGUGUCUAGUGCUGGAGGAGCAGGGAAAUACCUUAUGUUUCUUCAUCUGGAUGUGCAAAAUUAGUGAAUGUUUUCAGAUCAUGGUAAUAUUACUGUACUAGGACUCCUGUUCUCAGAGCUGUGGCAUGAGGACAGCACAAACAUCUGCUGAAGCAUUUAUGAUGGAUUAUAGGGUGUUAGAGUAACAGGAAUAGCACGUAAGCAUAUCAAAUGAAACUAUUCAUUAUCAAAAUUAGAGCUCGAUCAGGCUGAGUAUGAUCUAUGACCACAUACUGAGUAAGAAAAAUACAAAUGCAUGUUGAAUAAACAGUGCCAGCUGGUCUUAAUGAUUUGUAGAAAAAUAGUAUCCUGUUAAACAAAUAUAUAUACAGGAUUAAUCUAAAGCAAGGAUCAACAGGCAAUUUUCAUUUUAGAAUUCCCUUAGACAUUUCUUCCCUUUGAAGGCUUUUUAGUUCUGUUACUGUGUUUUGAUUGAGUAAAUAUGUACAGGGUAUUUCAGAUAGUAUGAAUUACAGCCAGAAUUAGUUGCAGCCUUUCCCAUGCUUUCAAUUCCAAGUCUAUAUAUAACCUGACUUGAUUUUCAGCACCCUCUAGAGUAAGCAGAAUGAUCCAGCAGCCUUUCCUUUCAUCUUAGAUAGCUGAAGUAGUGCCAUCCUCUUUUUGCCAUUUUGUUGGAUUUUCUGAUACUCUGAAGCUUUAAAAAUAUUAUGCAUGAUAAACUAUUAAAUAAGUGUUCAUAUUAUAAAAACAGUCCUUAAGGUACUUUCACAUAAAAACCUUACUUCAGAAAAAAAAAAAAGCCAAUCAAACCAAUUGUUACCUGGCAACCAGGGACAAUAUUCCUACUGAAGUGUAACCUUACAAGCCUCUGGCUGAUGCUUUACCUACUGUAACUGCAAAGGAAGUCUCUGGAAGAAGAGCUGCAAGGUUUAGCCAGUUCUGUGUUCAUCAAUCUUACUAGACAAUCGAGUAAUUGUUUCCAUGUGGUUGGGUCAGCUCCUUCUGCCUCUCUCACAGACCCUCCACAGUGCUCUCUACUGUCUUUCUUCUCUUUACAAUUUUCUGUCUUUUUACACUGGGGCUUUAUAUCUUGGAUUCUUGAGUUGCUCCUCAUUCCUCAAUCAAUACUGUCACUUCUUUCUGCAAUUUUACUUUUAUUAUUUUGCAUAAUUCUCACAAUUGAAUGGGGUUUUCAGUAGUCUGAGCUAAAUGCACGCAGCUCCAGCCUAGCCCUUGGGUCACAGACAGCUGAGUCCAUAGAAGAUUAAUAACAAACGAUGAGAGCCCGCUGGUGUUUCCCCCUGCCCCCAGCCUGCUCUGAUCUUGCACUUCAGGCCAGCACAGCCCUCAGGCCCCAGCUGAGCUCUCCCAGGCAGGCUGUGCCAGUGCUGUGAAAGGCAACACCGUCUCACAGAGCUGCCAGUGCUCAUCCAGGUGUAAUUCCAGUGUCCUCCCAGAGCACGUCUGCACGGCAUUGUUGGUGUUGCUAAAACACCAGAAUUCAGCUGCAGCAAGGACCCAACAAACAGCAGUACACCAAUAACUCCUAGUGGGAUUGAGGAUUAUGGAAGUUAGUUUUCUGUUUCUAUGACAGUAAAUUUUGUCUUUUAAAGAGUGGCAAUAAACUGCCAAGUAAAGGGCACCAUUUCCCUCUCAGUUUACACUGUUAAUUCAUUAUUCAUCAUGCAGAAUUAGAGAGCUUAACUGAAGGUCUCUGAGAGAAGUCUCAAGCAGCAUACCAUAGAAGUUCAGUAGCUAAGAUGCUGUUGAUUCUUUAAAAGUGAGAUAUAACUCAGUCUAAAAAAAAGCAGUUAGACAGAUUUUUUUUUUUCCCAAAGCAUGGUAAUUUGUUUGCUAGAACAGUAUAAGAAGAAUUGAACAUGGGCUCGAUGUCUGGAAGCUACACUUGAUACAGAGCUUUUUAUUAUUAUCAUUACUAAUGUCAUAAUAUGUUUGCUGCUGCAACCAAAAACUUCGUUAAACAGGUUGGUGAUGGAGGAAGAUUAGUUCCAGUGCCCAGCCUCAGUGAAGCUGACAGAUACCAACCUCUGAGCCUUGUGAUUAAAAAAAGAAAAUGCUUGCUUUCAAAAAAAUCUAAAUUUGCUUCAACACCUUUCACAUUAAAAGACAUUCUUCAAGGGGAGAAAGAAAUUUCUGCAGGUGUCUCGUCUUACCAGUUGCUCAACUAUGAAGACAAAUCAGAUGUUUCACUUAAUGGCAGAAGAGGAAAUCAGAUAAUGAAUGAUGUUGGUUUUGAUGUUGCUGGAUCAGAUUCUGUUGCCUUUAAAGCUUCAUUUGGCAUAGUGACCAAACACGAAGUUGAAGUACCAACAUUACUGAAAGAACUUACUACAAGAAAAAUAAACUUUGAUCAUUGUCUAGUCCAUCAAUCAAGAAAAAGUAGGAUGGAAAUUUUGUGUGUGGUCAUGGAAAGUAUUCGAACUACAAGGCAGUGUUCAUUAACUGUCCAUACUGGAAUGCGUGGAGAGACAAUGAGGUUCCACAUAAUUGAAGACCAGAAUUAUAAAGGGCGGGACAAAGCCAUUGUUUUUCCUGCUCAUACAACUAUUGCUUUUAGUGUAUUUGAACUCUACAUUCAUUUGGAUGGUAAUUUUGAACUCUGCGUGACUCCAAUUGCAAAAGGAGGAUUUGAAAGAGAGAAAUCUGGAUCAUCUUCACUGACCAAAUUCAGGAGAUUAAAGAAUAAUCUGUUUCAUCGAAAUAAAGGAGUAGUGGAAAUUGUUGCUAACUCCGAUCCUUACUUGGAGGACCUUUUUGCAGAUUAUUAUGAAAAAGCUGCAAGCAUGACUGAUCUCUCUACAAGCUAUCUCAGAGACGGUUCUCAUAUCCGAAUUAAUUUGCUUAAUAACAACAUCCCCAAAGGCCCCUGUGUCCUUUGUGGAAUGGGAAGUACAAAAAGGGAGACAGUCUAUGGGUGCCUGGAGUGUUCUUUUAAUGGACAGAAGUAUGUACGACUGCAUGCCGUGCCCUGUUUUGACCUCUGGCAUAAGAGAAUGAAGUAACUGAUCUGGGUAAGUGCCUGUUAUCACAGACAUGGGCAUAACUGUGCCACAAACUUUUCAGAGUUAGUAACUAUGUCUCCAAUUGUGAAAUGCAAAACAGUGAAAGUGCAAAAUAUUUUAUUACGCUGUUAUCUUCAAAUUCCAUGCUUCACAGUCAAUGACCUCUACUUUAAAAUGCACAUGAAUUUCCUGACAUUGCUGUUUUUCCUAGAACCUUCUCAUUAUCACGAUAAUGAAAAACAUACUUUUAAAUAGUAUUUUCAAAAUGUCAAAAUAUAUGCUAGAACUCAAAGUUGUUUACAUAAACUUGUUGUUAAACCCCAAAAUGUUGCCUUUCUCUACACUGGCAUAUGACGGUUAAAUGAGAAUAUUUGUUAAUAAUUUAGUGUUCUCAUGAAUGUUUAACUGAAGUAUCAAAUUAAAAAACAUGCUAAAACUUAGCUCAGUCUAAUGUUUCAGUUCCAAAAGGGAACAACUGGAACUAUGGAUGGGAGCUUCAUAUUAGGGUGCUGUUGCUGAAUAUCACGUUUGUUUAAUUAUGAAAAAGUACCAGCCAGUCUACCUGCUGCAGUUGGAUUCUAUGUCACAGCUGCUCGUGACUUUCUUUUAUGUGCUCAGAAAGAAACCUGCUUAGCAGAAAAUGUUUUGGAAGCUUAUGAAAACAAUGGAACUGCUCACUCCAACAAGACUUCAGGGGUGAAGGUUUUUAACAGGUGCAUCCCAGCCUCAGGAAAUUGAGUCUGUUGAGGACUGGAACACCAGAGCUGUGUCCAGGGCUGGGAUUGGGCUGUGGGGCAGGGUGCUGUUAAACUUCUCACCACACGGUUUUACACUGGCAGAGCAAAAGACCUUUUUAAACCUUUUAAAAUUAUUUCAAGGAUAACCUAGGUAUGAAAGCUUUUUUCACUUGUGCUGCCACUUUCACUGAGUACAUCUCAUUAUUACAUGUUGAAAUGAAUACAGCCAUUGCUUUUCAUGUGAGAAGAGUGAAGUAUGUUACACAAGUGUUAUGAUGUGCUCUGCACAAGCAGAACAGUUAACAGAUACAAGUACUGCCUAUUAACUAUUGCUACUUCUUUGCAUUUUUCCAGUGAGGAAAACCAGAACGAUGCCCAAAGAAUUAAUUACUUAUGUUUAUAUACAGCAUCCCCCAUCAUCUUCAACCUCAUUCAAUGAAAUUAUAAUAGUGUAGAUUUUUAACUUGGCGCUGCUGAAUAAACUGGCGAACUUCAUGAUUUUACUAAGUCAAAGUUUAAACACUCAUUUUAAAUACUGCUUUUUCUUCAACACCAAAUUCUUCUUGUUAAUAAUACAUCAAAGAGGUUAUUUUAAGUUGUUUUAAAAACAUUUUUAUCUCAACAUUCCAUAGACAGAGUUGGCCCAUUUUAAGGCCUUUCCUCAAGAAGGUAGGCUAGGAGCCUGCAGGGUCUAAGAGUUAUAUUCCUGGGAUUCCCUUUUUAUUUUACAGGGGAUCGAGAUUUCCAUUUCUGUUUUACAGGGGAUUUAGAAGUGGUCAGCACUUACAUUCCAGCUGUGUCAAAGGUUACUGUAACUUUUGUGUGCUCCAAAGAACAGAAAUAAUUAUUUUCAUCAGUAUUUCAUCAAAUGAGAGACUAGUGAGCAAUACUGUAGAUUGGAACACGUUGUAAGAACCACAAAUAUUAGAUCAUGGUGUACUUCAAUUUUAUUUCUUUUGAAACAUCUGACACAUUUUAUUAGCUGAAUGUUAAAAAUAAGAUUUUUACAGUCACCUUAAGAGAUAUAAAAAGAUUCCACUAUAAAAAAAAUACAAAAAUUCUGUGACAAAGUAUUAUUAUUUAGAAUUCAGUGUGCAGAAAACAGCCAAAGAUUUUUUAAAGUACUUAGAGUUCAUCAUGCUGGUAGACAUUGUACUCCUUUGCUGAUAUGAAGCCAUCUCCAUCAUGGUCAUUCUUCUUAAAUAUAUCAGCUAAGAUUUCAUCAUGGGCAGAAGGAUGACGUUUUUUGCCAUCUCUUGCAAAUUCUUCUUUCAAAUACUGGCUUAUCUAGAAGAAAAGAAAAAAGUCAAAUCAUUGUGACUUUUAUGUCAGUACUCAAUCUAGCUAUCUUCAAGGACACGGGGGGUAUACAAGUAAUGUACUAUGAUUCCAGUGCAGACACAUCUACAGCUUGUCUACAGGAAGUGUGAGACUUACUAAUGUAUUAAAGCAAAUUUCAGCAAACUACA